CCGUGUGUGCCCGCGAGUUCUCGACAAAACCUGGCCGUUUUCUACAUUUUACCCCUUGAAAUAUACCGGAAAGGUAUUCUUUUACUUUUCCGAGUUUUCGUUUUCAAUCCGCGGUCGAAAAUUCGAAAUCGAAAAUAGUCAUGAAAUUCUAGUCAAGUGUAGAAAGACGAAAUACUGAAAAUAUUAACUCAACAAUCGUUCGCCUUUCUUGGUCACGCGCCAUCUGGAUUCGUAUUAUUCGGAACGCCAUGGAUAACCAUGGACCUAAAAAAUGUAAUAAGUCGCCGAAAUGUUGAUAAUCGGAAAAAUCUAUUUUCAAAACAGGACGAAAAAAUGUUCCUUUUUCUGGCAAAGUGACUUUUUGAGAUUGAUUUUAAUGAGGAAAAUGGCUUGGGAUUUUCUGGGAUCCAGAGGAACAUAACCUCAAUAUUAAUUUUGGAAAAUGAAUGUUUCCAAUACUUAUAAAAAAUUCAAACGUUUUGUGGUGGAAAGUGGCAAAUCUUUUGAUAUUCCUUCAAAAAUAAACAAUAGUGGUGGUGUUUUGAGAAAAUCCACGGAUUUUAAGUGUCAGAAAAUUGAAAAAGAUACGCGGAAAAGCGAGAAACUUCUUCUACGAGAAGUGACACCUGGAAAGAAUAAUGCUUCGUUUUCGGAAAACCAGUUGUCCUUGUGUUCGGAAACUGAUAUUCAACCGAUAGCACUUUUUGAGGAAGCGAAAUUAGAAAAGUCGGAACAGAAUUAUGCUUUUGAGACUACAAAAUUACAAUCUGAACAAGACGUAAUUACAAUUUUAGAAAACCGAGACCACAACUACGGAGUCAAAAUGAACAAUCGGUCCGCAGACAACCGAAUUGCUUCUCCAAAAAUCUCUCAAUUUCACAAUUACUCUUAUCCCUCACCGUCGCAAAAAGAUCAAACCCCGAAUCAAAUAACAAAUAUAAGAGAUUUAAAAAAAAACACCCCCCGAGUUAAACUCCUGAACCAGGAAUCUCCGACUCUUCAACCAUUAAAAAAAGUAAAUUCCCCCCAAAUGAGAGUCGAUCCAACUCCCGAGGAUUCGAUGAAAAAAGAACUGAAGAAAUAUUGUCGAACCUGCGCCGGAAUAAAGCUGCCCCUCACUGAUAUUUUCAGCGAAAAGGGAAUUCAGAUGAAGCUCAGCCAGCAAAUUAGACACCUAGAAAAUAUCAAAGAAACCGAUUCCCUGUCCACACAAAUGUGCAUGGACUGCAUUUGUGACCUAAAAAUGAGUUACACCUUUUUCAUGCAGAUUAAGAAAGCCGAGAAUAAAUUGAAAUCAAUCCAGGCGAAAUUGCUCGAAACUGCAAAAGCGAAUUGGAAAGUUCAAGAGGAGGCAACGAAAAUGAAUCAUCCUUUAAUUCAGCAUGAUCCUGCCAAUUUGAAGAAUAAUGGCCCUCGAAUUUCGGCCGUAUUUUCCACCAAAGAUUCGCCCAACUGGGAAACGGAUCCAGUUCCAAAAGUCAAGUGCGAACCUGGAGUUUCGGAGGCUGAGGAAUUUGAGAAAGUCCAGGAGGUGGAGAAAGUUCAGGAGGCUCAAAAAGUGCAGAAGGUUCCGAGUGAUAACGAAUCUUUGGAAGAAUUUGAUCCCGACGAUCCUCCCUUUCAUCCGCCGAGUGGAGAAGAAAAUGCAGAAGGUGAGCCGAAACUUGUAAAUCCUGUGAAGAAGGAUCCAAAAAAAGGAACUGCAACUUCUGCCCUCAAAUUGGAUAAGAGCACGAAAGCGGAUAAGGAGAUGGAGAUGAAAGAGGAGAAUUUAAAGCGGAAAUUGUCCGAGGGUAAUGAUGACAAAUUGUCAAUGUUGAAAGCGAUUGGACCCAAAGAAGCGAAAUUACGAAAGCUGAAUGUAAAUGAGGCAUUGAAUAUCAAAAAAGAGGAGAACGGAGUCAUGUAUGUGACGGUGCGUGGCGCAAAACCCAAUGAACUGCUUCUGGUGAAGGUGAAAAAAAUGGAGAAGGGCGAGAAGAGUAAAUCUGCAUGCAAGAAAGAGAGUCUCAAGGAGAAGGAAAAUCCAUUUGUGGAUCGAUCCCUGGAACAGAAGGGACAGAUAAUAGAGGAGCAGAUCGAGGAAUACAAAAAGAAGAGGGAGAAAGUUCUGGGACCCUCAGCCCAGAAUGACACGACCGUGAUAAUGCCUGAAGAUGUUCGAGUCAAGAAGGAGACUUUUUACAUCAAGGGAAGAGAAGUGCAGUCUGAUGAAUUUCAUCAACAUAUACCCCUAGAAAUUUCAAAUAAGAAGGAACUGCUGAAAGAAGUGUUGGAGAUUAAGAAAGAGAAGCCGGAGAAAAGUGGGAAGAUUGUGAAGAAUAAGGAGCCGAAGCCAAAAGUUUACAACAAUCCCGAGGAUUAUAAUUUGCGGAUUGAGACAGUGAAGAAUAAAUGGGAGGAUAAGCAGCGAAAGGAUUGGGAGGAGGCACAUCCGGGAAUUGAGAAUCCGGUCGAUCGGUUGAAACGAAUUUUGGGUGACUUGAGCGAGGGCGAGAAUCUCCAGGAAUUUAUUGAAAAUCUGCAGCAGCGAAAAAUGGUGAUUGCCAAAUUGUGCGAUGACGAUAUCGUCGCUUUUUUCAAGGACCGAAUCAACGCCCGGAAACUAGUCUCCGAGCCGGAGUCUUCCGACCUUGAGGAGAAAAUCGAAGUGCCUUUUCUUGACUUGAUUGAGUGUGAUUUUUGCUUUCUCGCAUUCGCGACCAAGGAGGUGUGCGACGAGCACAUGAAAAUUCACGACAAGCGAAUUCUCCAUUAUUGUGAGGAUUGUAACGAGGAGUUUCCGGUGCUGAGACUGAAGAAAAAUCACAAUGUGAUUUGCAUCAGGAAAUUGAUUUGCAAGUAUUGUGACUUGAUGUUGGACUCGAAGGGCAAGAAGCGACAGCACGAGCAGAAGCACUGCGACAAUAUUCAUGGACAACUCUGCGAGUACUGUGGCGAGAAGUUCAAGCAUCAGGGCACCUUGGAUCAGCAUGUGAAGUCGCGACACAUGAGUCUGGAGAAGAUUUUUCAGUGUCCAAAGUGUCCGAAAAAAUUUGCUUUUAAAACGAAAUUGAGCUUUCAUUUGAAGAGUGUGCACACGGCAUUGCGGGCCUUUUUGUGCGAGGAUUGCGGAGCGGAUUUUAAAAAUCCGGCGAGUUUGCGACAUCACAGGAUAAGGAAGCAUCAGCCGAGUGGAAAUAAGAAGGAAUGCCCGGUUUGCAGGAAGCUGAUACCGCUUUAUAGUUUGAGCAAACACAUGCACACGCAUAAGGCUUAUACGAUCAAGUGUCCGCACUGCGACAAAAUGUUUAAAAAUACGUCGACGUUGAAGCAGCAUGUGAGAAUUCAUGAGGAUCAGAGACAGUUCAGGUGCGACACUUGCGGAGUUGGAUUCAACCGACGAGACGGUCUUCGUCUCCACAUGAAGGUCCACGAAAAGUCGGACAGUCGCGGGCUCAAGGAAUGCGCCUGUCAAAUAUGUGGCGAGAAAUUCCCGAAUCACUCGAUGCUCGUCAUCCAUCGCAAUCGUGUUCACAAAGACGGAAGAAAUUACACCUGUCACAUUUGCAACAGAUCGAUGAUUUCCACACGAUCUCUCGAGUGGCAUUUGGCUCACAUUCACAACGAGUCGCUGCCGGGCAUCAUCAAGGAGGAGUCGGACGGUUCCGGCGAAACGAAACGCGUCUGCUGCUUCCACUGCGACAAGACUUUCAAAACCGAGAUGAUUCUGAGGACGCAUAUAAAAAAUGCCCAUAUGGAGAAGGAGCCGGUCAAGUGUCUCGACUGCGAUUUGACGUUCACGAGUGAAGUUCGACUCCGCCAUCAUAUGAUGGUAACGCACAAUCGACUUGAGGGCACUCUCCAGUGUCCCCAUUGUCCGAAGAGAUUUGUCAAUCAGUUGAGACUGAAGACGCACAUGAUUUCGCACUCGGAGGAGCGACCCUACACGUGCGAGAUUUGCGGAUUUAAUCUCAAGACGAAGAUUCAGUUGAUCAAGCAUCAUCAGAAUCGGCACAGCGACGAGCGACCUUUGCAGUGUCGACACUGUCCUUGGAGAUGUAAACAGGUGAGUGCGCUCGUUUGCCAUGAGAGGACUCACACGAACGAGCGUCCUUAUUUCUGCAGCGUCUGCAGGCAAAGAUUCAAGUACCUGGGUGAUAAAAAUAAGCACGAGAGACGCCAUGAAGCGCUUGGAGGUGCCGGAUUUAAAAGAAUUAUUACAACGAGAGGAGGGACAAAACGAUCGGGACGUAAGGAAGAGGGCAACGGGGAUACUUCGAAUUCCGAGCAGGAUCAAAUCGAGGAACAAAUGGAGGAAGAAUUGGAAAUGGAAUCGAGGCUUGUGGACUACGAGGUUGACGACGAGAAUGUUAAACUUGAGCAACACGAGGAAGGCACAGAAGACGACAAUGAGUACUCUAAUUACCAGCAGGAUUACGAAGAAACUUCGAGAGAAGCGUCGGAUGCGACGGAGGUGAUGAUGAGCAUGGAAGAUACGGCGGUUUAUACAGAAGAAGUAACAGCAGAAAAUGCAGAAACUAUCGAGACAACACACAUAAUUGAGGACGAAAUAAUGGCAAACGAAAUUCUCCAAUCAGGAACCGUCGUUCAUAUUGAACAGCAUGACGAGGAGGGAAAAAUCCAGGUUAUUCCUGUCGUUCUUUCACUUCCUGAUUUAACUGGAGAAAAUUCGGAAGUUAAUCUGGCAACAGCUUCUAUAAUGUAUAAUAACGAAGAGUGUAAUUAAAAUCACUCUUUAUAGCUUUUCGUCAUCGGAUUAAUUAUCAAAUUAAAUAAUUGAGCACUCGAUGAAUAAUUUUGAGGUAAAUAAUUUGCUUGGUGUAGUUUAUUUUCCAAACAACUUAAAAAGGGUGGCGCUCCAGUUGAAAAAUAAAACUGAGUGUUGGAAUUUAUCUGAUUUUUCUUUUCAGCCAAUAAUCUCAUUUUCGGAAGAAAAAAAAAAAAAAGUGGCGUUUAUAUCUCUUUGGAACGAUACCCUUCAAUUGUGAUAAUUUUGAGACGUUGUAAAAAGUACUUCUUAUUGUGGGAAUUAUUUUGUUUGAUCAGAAAAAAAAUUUCGUUUCUGAGGUUUCGCUCAAUGUUAAUUAGGUUGGAGUACUUGGAAUCAAUUUGAAAGAAUUUUAAAGGCUGAGAUUCUAUUUAUUUAUUCCACGUGAAAUAAAUAUGAAAUAUGUAAGUUUAGUUAUUUAAGAAGUAAGGAUAUUUGAGAAUAAAACGAGUUUGGUGUUUUGGACUGC
Messenger RNA from Belonocnema kinseyi, 5240 nucleotides. RefSeq lists its product as uncharacterized. The record is from RefSeq and is a predicted model, not a curated record. Lineage: Eukaryota; Metazoa; Arthropoda; Insecta; Hymenoptera; Cynipidae. The coding region runs from base 443 to 4729 and encodes 1428 amino acids. Gene Ontology annotation, cellular component: nucleus. Gene Ontology annotation, molecular function: DNA-binding transcription factor activity; RNA polymerase II cis-regulatory region sequence-specific DNA binding; zinc ion binding. Gene Ontology annotation, biological process: regulation of transcription by RNA polymerase II. The transcript is spliced from 5 exons.